Armigeres subalbatus is the source of this 1011-nucleotide messenger RNA. RefSeq lists its product as uncharacterized. The record is from RefSeq and is a predicted model, not a curated record. The transcript is spliced from 5 exons. Bases 144 to 779 code for a protein of 211 amino acids. NCBI's taxonomy places the organism in Eukaryota, Metazoa, Arthropoda, Insecta, Diptera, Culicidae.
UUUUGUAAGAGCACACGUGGCUGUUCACGUCUGAUGCAGCACAGUUGUGUUUCUGGUUUCUGGCUUCUGUUGAUUCGGAUCUCGGUGUAAACGUUGUGUAAUAGAAAAUUUACCCAUCAGCAACAGUUUUCUACUGAAAAGAAAUGGAAAUUGAAAAUCUGGAGAAAAUGACACCGCUUUCGGAGCUGCAAGCCGAACUGGUUGAUCUCCAUACAAAAAUGCAAUCUUUCGUUGAGGACAUUGGUCGAGAUGCCCAAGUGGAGGCGAACGCUAGAGUAGAAUCGAACUGUAAAGAUUUAUUUGCUGAGCUCGAAUACAAAAAGGUCUGGGAAGAAAGUUUGCCCCACUUGGUGAAUCCGGACCGCCUCGGUGAAAAUAGCCUUCCCCAAGAGCUGGUAGAUCUUUACCGGAAGGAACGGGAACUGCAACGCGUAAUGACAGGGCACCGCGAUGCGAUUCAACAGAUGUUGAACGAGACAGUUAACACCAGAUGGGCGGACAUUGACUCGGCAAGACGUAGGGCUACCGCUUUGCGGCAGCAAUACCUACAGAAAAGGGCCGAAGAGGAAAGGAUUCGAGUUUCGAUUCAACAGGACCGCGAAAAUGUAGCGAAGAGAAUGGACAAGCUGAUGAAGCUAUUGGACGAAAUGAAGCAACGUAAAAUACGCCAAGAUGCCAAACAGGUAGAACUGAAACAGGAGUCCAAGCGACUUGAUGAUGAACUGGAUCGUUUAGUGAAAGAGCUGAACGCUUUGAAGACAGGUAACAAUACGCUGUAGGAGAGAAGGUAAUGUUGUUUUGUGGUGUACGAAACUUGUUAAAUGAAUUGAACUAAUAAACAGUGAGAAUUAAGGAAGAGAGGGACAAUAUGGCCAUUCGAAAUACUAUGUUUUCGAUAUCAAGUUACCGUCUAACCACAUUUCAAGUAUGAGGGGAAAAUGGCAAUAUGGUUAUAAUUUGAAACCCUAAGAAUAACCAACCAAUAACCAAUGAAACCUCAAGUGAUACGAA